Molecule: messenger RNA, 1066 nt
Organism: Erigeron canadensis
Lineage: Eukaryota; Viridiplantae; Streptophyta; Magnoliopsida; Asterales; Asteraceae
Product: 11-beta-hydroxysteroid dehydrogenase 1A-like
Exons: 6
Coding region: 1-960 (319 amino acids)
Molecular function (GO): oxidoreductase activity
Source: RefSeq, a predicted model, not a curated record
AUGUAUGAAGCGUACUUUAGACACAAGUUCACAGAUGAAGUAGUGUUGUAUAUUUUCUUACUACUUUUGCUUUUAAUGUCACCAUUUCUUUUCAUUUGGGAACUCAUCAGCAACAUCCGAUCAUUCUUCCAAUGUAAGGAAAAUAUGUCUGGAAAAGUUGUUUUGAUCACUGGCGCUUCAUCUGGACUUGGAGAGCUCAUGGCUUAUGAAUAUGCAAAAAGAGGUGCACGUCUAGCGAUAAUAGCAACAAAAAGACCAGAGAGUCGUCUCGAGCAAGUAGCAGAAAGAGCUCGUGUCCCCUCUCCUGAUGUUUUUUGCAUGUUUGCUGAUGUUUCAAAGGUCGACGAGUGUAGGAUGUUCGUGGACGAUACCAUUAAACGUUUUCAUCACUUGGAUCAUCUUGUUUGUAAUACCGGAAUAGGACCCAUUUAUUCAUCAAACAUUGAUGUCACUAAAUUCAGACCCGUCAUGGAAAUAAACUUUUGGGGAUCUAUUUAUCCUACUCAAUUUGCGCUCCCAUACCUCAAGAAAACACAUGGAAAGAUCAUUGUCAAUUCCUCGGCUGGUGGAGUUCUGCACCCGCCAAAACAUGGCAUCUACAAUGCAAGUAAAGCAGCCUUGAUUAGCUUCUAUGAGUCCCUUAGAUUUGAAGUUUCCCCAACAGUAACCAUAACAAUCCUGACAAUCGGGUUCAUAAAGACAAACUUAAUAACAGCCAAAUAUUCAGCUAAUGGUGUUGGUUUUCAUCUAAAAGAGGACUUGGGAGACGUGGUCCCGGUGAUGGAGGCUAAACCAUGCGCAAAAGCCAUUGUUGAUGGAGUAUGCAAAGGAGCCACAUCCAUUACAGAACCAAGGUUCUAUAAAGCUCUCUUCUUGAUCAAGUUCUUGUUCCCACAACUCCACCGUUUCUACCUAUAUAUGUAUUGCCUCAAAAUAUUCAAUGCUAAGACGGGCAGAUAAACUUCAAGACUGCCUACAUCUCACCAUUACUAUACCUUGCGAAAUUGCAUAUUGUUGUUGUGUAGUGAGUAUAUUUUCUUUAGUUGCAUUAUCAGAGAUAUUUGAA